Pecten maximus is the source of this 3700-nucleotide messenger RNA. RefSeq names its product F-box/SPRY domain-containing protein 1-like. Gene Ontology annotation, molecular function: protein binding. The transcript is spliced from 3 exons. Gene Ontology annotation, cellular component: SCF ubiquitin ligase complex; synapse. Lineage: Eukaryota; Metazoa; Mollusca; Bivalvia; Pectinida; Pectinidae. The coding region runs from base 13 to 771 and encodes 252 amino acids. Gene Ontology annotation, biological process: proteasome-mediated ubiquitin-dependent protein catabolic process; synapse assembly involved in innervation. The record is from RefSeq and is a predicted model, not a curated record.
CACCGUAAUAAUAUGGCUGCUGCUAAACUUCCACCGCAAGUAUUGGAAGCAUUGUUUUCUUAUAUAGACAUAUCUGAUCUACGUAAUUGUGCUCUAGUGUGUAAGAAUUGGUACAAAUAUCUAAAUGAUGAGAACAACGAUGUAUGGCGAUUUAAUUGUGUGCGAAAACUCGCAGAAGAAGCAUUGAAAUCGGACGUUCUAAAAAAUGUCCCCACAUACAAAGCGAAAUUACGGGCAUUUUACCAUGCGUGGAACCCGAGUGACUGUUCGAGAAAUAUGUAUGUAAAACAGAAUGGGUUUACAGUGCAUCGGAACCCAGUAGCACAAAGUACGGACGGUUCUCGGGGUAAGAUAGGGUUUCGAGCCGGUCGACACUGUUGGGAGAUAUGGUGGGAAGGGCCGUUGGGAACAGUAGCUGUGAUAGGACUAGCAACCAAAAAUGCUCCCAUUCAGUGUCAGGGCUACGUUAGUCUGCUUGGCAGCGACGAUCAAAGCUGGGGAUGGAACCUUGUAGACAAUCAUCUCAUUCACAAUGGAGACAACCAAGGAAAUUACCCAACGUUAAACAAUGCCCCUAAAUAUCAGGUUGGAGAACGAAUAAGAGUUAUAUUAGAUUGUGAUGAUAAUACACUAGCUUUUGAGAAAAAUUAUGAAUUUUUAGGGGUUGCGUUUCGGGGUUUACCUGACACGCCGCUGUACCCGUCCGUGUCUGCUGUUUACGGAAACACGGAAGUGUCGAUGGUGUACCUCGGGCCUCCACUGGAUGGAUGACACGCUUCCACAUGUUUUAGUAGGAUUUAUAACUAAUUGUAUUCUGACAAGCAUCUCAGUGAAUGUGACUUGUGUUGUGACAAGAGUACGGAUUGGGCUGACCAUGGAAACCAGAGAACAGCUAUAUUGACAUUUGGGUUCAACUCACGUAACCUUGUCUGCAUUUCACCUUAAUACAGGUGUGACGUUAUCGAAUAUCAGUACAAUUGAAAUGCACAGCAAGUCAUGCUCUUUUUUAUCGACACAUGUGCCUCAUGCAUCAGCAUGGUACCAUAAAUGUAAGGCUACACAUGUAAACGACAUGACUUGAGAAUAAUUUGGGUGUGUUUAACUUCGAUACAAAUGAAACCGAACACAAGUGCACAGCACAUAUAUAUAUACAUAAAACUUAUGUAUACUGCUAGAUAGACCCAGUAGUGCUUCAUAGAUAAUCAGGUGGAACUGUUGUGUGGAAGAAGAGAGCAUGUAUGUGAAAUGAUUGACAUUUAUGUUUAUCUGAUAUGUGACGUCCAUAAUGUGCUUUAGAAUGCACAAGUUACCUCCCUUGAAUUCAUGUCAAGUCACUACAUAAUAUAUUCAGUGGCGUAUACAUAUACGUAACAAUGUACAUUUCUUAUCCCAAACUGGAACAAUUAAGUGGGGUUUAUUUCAGACAGUUAAUAGAUACAAAUUUUACUUGAUCAAUGUUUUAUUUUUUCAAUCUCACAAAUAUGUAUUCAUGAUAGGUUUAUUUUGUUUUGCUCAGAAGGGAAGACGGUUAGAAAUGAUAACCCCAACUCGCAUUCACUGUAAACCUAUAAUAGCACACAGCACAUGCUGCACUAUCCAGAACAUGUCAAACGAGACAAAGUAUUCCCACUAUACUACCAAAUGUGAGAAUAUUUUAUUUUCAACCAAUGCUUCAAAUUCAACAAUCUGAAUUUUUUUCUUUUAGAUUAUGAACAUGGCAGUGUAAUUUUCCUAUGUGAGAUCGAUGAUGCUUCAAAAUAAUGAUAUGAAAUUCUUUUUUAAAUUAUUACAUUAUAUUGCUUACAAGUAAUCCUAUCUUGACUGUUUCAAAUUUGUAUGUAUUAAAAAGGCUCGAAAGUUUUCCAAACUUGAAAUUUUGAGAUUUUACUUUUACCUAUUUUUGUAAAAACAAAUCCUCAAAACUUGUAAGAAUUGGAUUUCAUCCCAUUUUUCUAGCUUUAACUCUGAAAAUAAAAUAUAUUUAGGGAAAUAAAAACAAACUGGCUGUUUUAUGACAAAAUUCCUUAGACUAGCAGCCAGGUGGCAUGGUGUUCCCAUAGAUUUUAUUGGAAAUUAUUUGUCAUAUCUAGAUCUGUAGGUAAUUUUAUAAGGAGGUGUGCCAUGGGGGUACAUGAGUGGCAUUCCUGGAGUUUAUGGAUAAUUUUUUUUUUUUUUUUUUUUGCUUUAUUAGAAUUGUUUCAUUUAAUCACAAAAUCAGAAUGUACUGUGAAUGCUGUUUUUUAGGGUAUGAAAAUUUGCAGUUUUAUCUGUUUUUGUGGAAAGUUAUAUGUAAUUGACCAAAACGCAUGAUUCUUGGACCAUCAUUUCCUGUUUUGAAUUUUAGUUAUAUUCGUGAUGCAUUGUUUCUCUAGCUAGUUGCACAAUUUUAUAUUCAGGGCAUAUUCUAUAAUGAAAAAAAAAUAAAGAAAAUUUGCCUGUCAAAAAUAGCAUCUACAGUAUAUAUACCAUAUAGUUUCAUCGACCGAUUUGUAAGCAUGUCAUUUUGAUAGACAAUAUAGAAACAUUAGGCUUGAUCCGAUUGGAAAUCUCAGGGAUAAAUUUUGGUUAUUAACUUGAAAUGAACAUUCCAGAAAUUCAUGUUUUCUUCAACAAUUUCCAACAUCUUUUAUACAUUUACCCAAUAUUUGGAUCUGUUUAUAAAUAAUUUAUAUAACAUCAUCAAUGCAAGUCUGUGGUGUGGUUGAGAUUAUAAUCAUGAUAUUGUUCUCUUAUUUUAAGACAUCUCCUUCAAUUCAUACCAGUUAUAAUCCAAUCAGACUAUUGGUAGUAUAUAGCAUUCGUGAAGUGUAACUGUAUGGCUAAAGCUCUGAUCUAUGGUUUCUACCGCCACAGUUACGUGCAUGUAUGUGUCCUAAUUUUGUGUUUGAGCUUAUUUUAUAUGGUAUCCACUUUUCACUGGAAUCAUGGGGGGAAAUGUGUACACUGUUAUAAUUUCUAGAAAUAAAAACAAAGAUAUUUAAAUUUUAAAAUUUCAAUUUAUCAACAUUUAAAGCACUUUUUUCAUUCUUCAAAAAUAGAAAAAUGUAUUGUUAUUGAAAUUGAAUGUAUUGGACAUUUUUUAUCAUUGUUUUUAUAUAAUCGUUAAUAUAAACAUAUAUUUUCAUCUUAAGAAGAAUGAAUUCACUUUUGGGGGUUUCAAUCAAGAGUAAUAAACCCACUUUUGCAUUUUACUGCUGAAUAUAUGUGUUUUUGAAGAGUUUAUUUGUUCUUUUCUUCAAAGUAGUGUGAAUAAUUUUGUGGUGAAGUAUAUACAGAGUGCACGUGCCAGGGAUGAAAAAUAAUCAAUGUUCUAAACACAUCAAUAAUCUAUCUAAAGAACUAUUGUUAUUGUGUGUGGUAUUUUAACAUGAUUGAAUGUUUGAUGGGGUGUAACAUCCUUGUUCCGGUUAUAAAUGAGCCUAGUAUUGUGAAAAUGUGUGUUAAUUAUAAAUGUACCAUAAGAAGUGUUUAUGAAGUAAAUGUAAGUUUCAAUUUUCAAAAUCAAUUAAAGAGAUUUGAUUGUAAAUUCAAUACACUAUCACAACCAGUAUUGGAUUUUAAGCGUGACGUUUCUGUGACUACACUCGCCUUCAUCAGACUAAGGACCAGUGAACCUUACAUAUAUAUAUAUAUAUGUAAACUAUAUAUGUAAACUGAGAUGUACAACGUUUUGAUCACAUCUAAAGAAAAUAAAAAAAUU